Theobroma cacao (cacao) is the source of this 1606-nucleotide messenger RNA. RefSeq names its product serine/threonine-protein phosphatase PP1 isozyme 2. Gene Ontology annotation, cellular component: cytoplasm; nucleus. Gene Ontology annotation, molecular function: protein serine/threonine phosphatase activity. The record is from RefSeq and is a predicted model, not a curated record. Lineage: Eukaryota; Viridiplantae; Streptophyta; Magnoliopsida; Malvales; Malvaceae.
AGGCUUCUCCGCCACAUCGGAGUUGCAGUCACCACCGCCUUUAUUUUAAAAUUUUGAAAUAUUAUUUUAUUAUUUAAUAUAAGUAGUACUACUUUUGUUCCACACAAGAAAUAAUUAAAAAAAAAGGAAAGAGAGGAAAAGCCAGGCCACGUUCUUCUCCGCCCCUUUCUUUUCAAAGAACCCAAAACAGAACUCAUUUCAAAAAACCAGAAGGAAAGAAAAAAAAAAAAGAAGAAUUUGGGUUUUUUUUUUGUUGGAGAGAUUGAUUAUUUGACCAAAUUAUGGGAUCUGUUUCAAUAGAGCCUGCUGUUUUGGAUGAUAUAAUAUGUCGUUUAUUGGAGUUUAAGCAAGGGAGGCCAGGGAAGCAAGUGCAGCUAAUGGAAGGUGAGAUCCGUCAGCUUUGCAAUGUGUCAAGAGAAAUAUUUCUUCAACAGCCUAAUCUUCUUGAGCUUGAAGCUCCCAUCAAGAUCUGUGGUGACAUUCAUGGGCAGUACUCUGAUCUUCUGCGGCUUUUUGAAUAUGGUGGUUUCCCUCCUACUGCUAAUUACUUAUUCCUAGGGGACUAUGUUGAUCGUGGCAAGCAGAGUCUAGAAACAAUAUGCCUUUUGCUGGCCUAUAAGAUUAAAUAUCCUGAGAACUUCUUUCUUUUGAGAGGGAAUCAUGAAUGUGCUUCUAUUAAUCGGAUUUAUGGAUUUUAUGAUGAAUGCAAACGAAGGUUCAAUGUGAGACUUUGGAAAACCUUUACUGAUUGUUUCAACUGUCUACCAGUGGCUGCUUUGAUAGAUGACAAAAUAUUGUGCAUGCAUGGUGGCCUUUCUCCUGAUCUAACAAAUUUGAAUCAAAUUAGGAGUUUACAGCGUCCAACUGAUGUUCCAGAUUCUGGUUUGCUUUGUGAUUUACUUUGGUCAGAUCCUGGUAGGGAUAUCAAAGGCUGGGGUGUGAAUGAUCGAGGAGUCUCAUUCACCUUUGGGCCAGAUAGAGUCUCUGACUUUUUAAUGAAAAAUGAUAUGGACCUUGUUUGCCGUGCCCAUCAGGUUGUUGAAGAUGGAUACGAGUUUUUUGCUGACAGACAGCUUGUUACGAUAUUUUCCGCUCCAAACUAUUGUGGUGAAUUUGAUAAUGCUGGUGCAAUGAUGAGCGUGGAUGAAAGCCUAAUGUGCUCUUUCCAAAUUCUUAAGCCUGCAGAUAAAAGCUCCAGGUUCAUUUGAUGCACAUGAUGACUGCUGUCUCAGUUCCUUCAUAUAAUUGCUGAUUCCGGUUGUGAUUUGAGGAGAACCUUCAAAGAUCAGAACGCUGGUGUUGGAGCAACUUCAAGAUCUGCGAUCUUUGAUCUGCAAUAUGACCAAUUCCUCCCCAUGUUAAGGGUACAGGUUAUCUGUUUAAGGUAUUGUAUUCUAAGAGACAAGCUUUUGAGUAUCUUAGUUUGGAGUAACCGUCUUUUAGGGCAACAACAAAGGCCACAAAUAUCAUUCUUUUCAAUUAAAGAUUCACAGAAAUCCCCGAUGACUGUGUCCAUACAUUAUGGUCUAUAAGUGACCGUGUGUGUAAAAUAUGGAUUCCACAGGAAGAUUUUCUUAAUCACAAGAGAAUUUUCUUUCACCAGUUA